Talaromyces marneffei is the source of this 1023-nucleotide messenger RNA. RefSeq lists its product as uncharacterized. The record is from RefSeq and is a predicted model, not a curated record. The transcript has a single exon. Gene Ontology annotation, biological process: protein insertion into mitochondrial inner membrane from matrix; mitochondrial respiratory chain complex IV assembly. Gene Ontology annotation, cellular component: mitochondrial inner membrane. Lineage: Eukaryota; Fungi; Ascomycota; Eurotiomycetes; Eurotiales; Trichocomaceae. Gene Ontology annotation, molecular function: membrane insertase activity. Bases 1 to 1023 code for a protein of 340 amino acids.
AUGCGGCCGCUCUCUACACCCCGAUGGUCUCAACUCCGACGACCAGUGGCCACCCCAACGAUCCUCUCACAUCGAGUUCGCAACUUCCACGCAACUCAACCGGCUCCCUUCGUUGCAGAAGCUGUCACAGUCGCUAUCGACUCCCUCCAUGGCUUACACACACUUACCGGUCUACCAUGGGCAGCGUCAAUCCCGCUGGCAGCUUUCAUUGUGCGAAUGGUUAUCGCUGGUCCCCUCGUGAUCAUGUCUCGCGUUAAUAUCCGUCAAAAACAUGAAGUAUCACCAUUAAUAGUAUGCAUGAAGAAACAUUACGAAGACGCCAUCAGAGCCAAACACCUCGAGGACAGACUACACAUGCGAGACCGAGCAGCCGAGAAACAGAUGGCUCAGGAAAUGCACAAAAGAGCUAUCGCCGUGUACAAGGAAUGGAAUAUUCCCACCUACCCGCAAUACUUGCCUUUGCUGCAAAUUCCGAUUUGGUUGUCCCUUAUGGAAGGUAUUCGGAAUAUGUGUGGUGUCAACAUGGGGCUUUUACGGUAUUUCGUUCCCGCCUCGAACGGAAAUGGUGGUCAUGCCGUCAAUCUACCAGGCAUGGAGCCUUCGUUGGCUAACGAGGGUGCACUUUGGUUCCCGGAUCUGUUGGCUGGAGAUUCCACUUACAUUCUACCCCUCAUCCUCAGUCUCUCCAUUAUCGCAAACGUCCGGACAGGUUUCAAAACAAUGUCGUUCGCAGAAGCUUCGGAUCAUAGCAUUUUUAGAAUGGCCACUAUGGUUUCUGCAGUGACGAUGAAACAAUUAUUGACCGUUGGGGCAUUGUGGAUCGGAUAUACUGCUUCCGUGACAGGCAUGCCCGCGGGGAUGAUGCUGUAUUGGAUCGCUAGCACGAAUACUGCAACGCUACAGGCAUGGUUUCUUGAUAAAUUUUUGUUUGCUAGCAAGCCGCUCUCGGGCUUACAGGGGAUGCAUGUCCGCGUUUUGAAACCUGGAGAGAAGAAGCCACCAGUCAAGAGUAUGCUUGAAUAA